Messenger RNA from Postia placenta MAD-698-R-SB12, 1721 nucleotides. RefSeq lists its product as hypothetical. The record is from RefSeq and is a predicted model, not a curated record. The coding region runs from base 68 to 1495 and encodes 475 amino acids. The transcript is spliced from 9 exons. Lineage: Eukaryota; Fungi; Basidiomycota; Agaricomycetes; Polyporales; Adustoporiaceae.
CUGCCGUCUGCGACGGUUCUUCUCCUUACUAGCCCCAGGAUCCUCUUUGCGAUACUAGCGGCCGAAGAUGUCCAGCAAUCCGGCACCGGCGGAGAACAAUCUGGAGCAGAUGACGACACUGGACUACCAAGCUGCUCGCAAGACAGACAACCCGCCUCACAGAGCAGCCACCUCCCCGGAUGUAUUCCGGGAGAAGGAGAUUCUCCAGGCGGUUUCCGCGAACCGAUCCAGGACGCUACCAGCCGAGCUGCCCUCCCUAGCUGCUUACCUACCAAGCGAUACCCCGUUGCCUACUCCGGGAGAAUCUCUACUCAAAGCACAGCACUCAGAUUACGAGGGUCCGCCGCAGGUGGAAGCUACUGCCCGGAGAUCCGUGUUCAUGCACCUGGAGCUGUCGAAGGCACGCAGUUGGCUGGGCGACGCCGGCCAGAAGACUCUUGGGUUCAUCGAGAGCCACUGGAUCAUUUGUUCAACCUUAUUUAUCCUGUCCAUCGUGGCGACUAGCUUCGCGGUCGGUUUCGCACUGAGGCUCGGUAGCUUUGACGCCGCGCAAGUCCUCGAUGAGAACAUAGCUGAAGCGAGCACCUCAGUCAUAUUACAAGCAAACCUGAUUUCUAUCGACUCAGACUCCCAGUCGAUGACUUUGGACUGGUUCAUUGGAUAUAAUUGUAAUCCGCAAAACUGCCCGGACGUCAACAUCUACUUCGACCAGAACUUAUUGCGUGCUCAGAGCCUAAGUUCUGUCGCGAACAACGCGAAGCCCCCGCCUAUUUUUUUCCUCAAUGGCACCGACUACAUUACCUGGAACAACUCCGACUUUCGGACCAGCUCCCCCGAGUUCAGGACCCAGGUAGCCAUUACCAAUUUCUACGGCGGACGUUCCGCGCAGUCAUAUCCAUUCGACAAAUAUUCGGCGACGCUAGUAUUUUUCGCAGAGGCACUGGAUAACAGCACUGUGGCCAUAGGCAUUGACCUUACCGAGGGUAUCGCCGUUGGUUUCAACGCUGCGCUUGAGACCUCGAUUUCUGGUCUAGCAUCCAACGGCGUGCUCAUCAAGAAUCUGGAAGUGACGCGAGGGCAAGUGAUACGCAUGUAUGCGGUGCUCAUCGUUGUAGCCAUCUGGAUGGUCACCCUUGCAUUUAUCAUGACGUGCAUCGUCGUCAUUUUCUUUGGAAAGGGUAUCAAGCCAGACAUCCUCGUCGUGCCGGUCGCCACUCUGUUCGCUUUCACGUCCUUGCGCGGCACAAUGCCCGGAGCACCAUCUGGAUUUGGCGCAGACAUAGACUUUGUCGGCAUCCUCCCUUGCUUGGCACUCCUGACGUUCUCCUCGGUUCUAUUGUCCGCCAUCUUCCUCUUCAGACGCGACCCCGAGAAGAACAGGCCUCGAUGGGAAAACAUCAUGCGGAAGAUGCAUGGAGGGAAGCCAAUGGCAACCACCCCCUCCGUUCAUCGACAAGAAUCCAUGGCCUUCAAGCUUCCCUCUUCCUCUGUGUAAUACAACACCUCCCUCCUUCAAGCCUCGACUCCUCGCGGUGCUACGCGAACGACGAUCCCACUGGGCGGCGUCCCACGGUGGUAUAUAGUGAUUGCUGUUGCAUUCCUUGACGGAUCGUGUGGGAUUGGCCACGCAUACAUGAUGGUUCUAUUGCGGAUAUUUUGGGACUUACUGUACUUUUCAGUCGCUAUGACGCAGUGUAUACGACUAUAACAUGUGAAGUCGG